Fusarium subglutinans is the source of this 1506-nucleotide messenger RNA. RefSeq names its product phosphatidylinositol n-acetylglucosaminyltransferase gpi3 subunit. The coding region runs from base 1 to 1506 and encodes 501 amino acids. Gene Ontology annotation, cellular component: glycosylphosphatidylinositol-N-acetylglucosaminyltransferase (GPI-GnT) complex. Gene Ontology annotation, biological process: GPI anchor biosynthetic process. The transcript is spliced from 2 exons. Gene Ontology annotation, molecular function: phosphatidylinositol N-acetylglucosaminyltransferase activity. The record is from RefSeq and is a predicted model, not a curated record. NCBI's taxonomy places the organism in Eukaryota, Fungi, Ascomycota, Sordariomycetes, Hypocreales, Nectriaceae.
AUGACACGCCGCACGUACAAUAUCGCCAUGGUCAGCGACUUCUUCUUCCCGCAACCAGGAGGCAUCGAAUCUCACAUUUACCAACUCGCUACGAAGCUUGUCGACCGUGGCCACAAAGUCAUCAUCAUUACUCAUGCCUACGACGACCGCAAGGGCGUGCGCUACCUCACAAACGGCGUCAAGGUCUAUCACGUUCCUUUCCUCGUCAUCUAUCGUUCAGCAACGUUUCCAACCGUCUUUUCAUUCUUCCCCAUUUUCAGGAAUAUAUGCAUCCGCGAGCGCAUCGAGAUUGUUCAUGGCCAUGGCAGCCUCAGCAGUCUAUGUCAUGAAGCUAUCUUGCAUGCUCGCACCAUGGGGCUACGUACUGUUUUCACAGAUCAUUCACUAUUUGGCUUUGCAGAUGCUGGAACAAUCCUCACAAAUAAGCUCCUCAAGUUUACUUUGAGUGAUGUUGAUCAUAGCAUAUGUGUCAGCCAUACAUGUAAGGAAAACACGGUACUUCGCGCAUCACUCGAUCCGGUCAUGGUCUCUGUGAUACCAAAUGCUGUUGUUGCAGAGAAUUUUCGUCCCAAGGACGUCCCAGCAUCACCAUCUCCCCAAGCCACGACUUUUGGCUCAGAAGGACCAGUCUAUCCUCCACCUCAGCGUAUCGGACCUCGCGAUACCAUCACAAUCGUCGUUAUUUCGCGCCUGUUCUACAAUAAAGGCACUGAUCUUCUCAUUGCCUCUAUUCCUCGUGUGUUGGAAAAUCAUCCAAACACCCGCUUUGUCAUUGCAGGCUCUGGCCCUAAAGCCAUCGACCUUGAACAAAUGAUCGAAACAAACGUGCUCCAAGAUCGGGUCGAGAUGCUCGGUCCCAUCCGCCACGAAGAAGUCAGAGAUGUUAUGGUUCGAGGCCACAUCUACCUCCACCCGUCUUUGACCGAGGCUUUUGGAACUGUCAUUGUUGAAGCCGCCAGCUGCGGGCUUUAUGUUGUGUGUACACAGGUUGGCGGCAUCCCAGAAGUCCUCCCCUCCCAUAUGACGACAUUCGCCAAACCAGAAGAGGACGAUAUUGUCCUCGCCACAAGCAAAGCCAUCAGUGCGAUGCGUGCCGGAAAGAUUCGUACCGAGAAAUUCCACGAACAAGUCAAAAAGAUGUACUCAUGGCAAAAUGUCGCUCUGCGCACGGAGCGCGUUUAUGACGGCAUUUCGGGCACCAUCCCUGAGGACGAAUUCUACGGCGUUGAUACAUCAGGCUACGGUAGCCGCAUACGUAAUUUUGCUCUUAUAGAUCGUCUCAAGCGCUACUAUGGUUGUGGUAUCUGGGCUGGAAAGCUCUUCUGUCUUUGUUGUGUUGUGGAUUACCUCUUUUUUCUGUUUCUAGAGUGGUGGUUUCCGAGGGACAACAUCGAUAUAUGCCCCGACUGGCCUCGCAAGAGACCUGCCGAUGAUGAUGCAAGUUCCAAGAAGGGUGCACAUAGUAAUCGGUCAAGCACAUCACUAGGUGCUCCGAAGCUCGAAUAA